Lipotes vexillifer (Yangtze River dolphin) is the source of this 390-nucleotide messenger RNA. It is a transcript of the gene MACROD2, whose product is annotated as mono-ADP ribosylhydrolase 2. Gene Ontology annotation, cellular component: nucleoplasm. The record is from RefSeq and is a predicted model, not a curated record. Lineage: Eukaryota; Metazoa; Chordata; Mammalia; Artiodactyla; Lipotidae. Gene Ontology annotation, molecular function: ADP-ribosylglutamate-[protein] hydrolase activity. Gene Ontology annotation, biological process: DNA damage response; peptidyl-glutamate ADP-deribosylation; purine nucleoside metabolic process. The coding region runs from base 1 to 390 and encodes 129 amino acids. The transcript is spliced from 4 exons.
AUGUACCCCAGCAACAAGAAGAAAAAGGUGUGGAGAGAGGAGAAAGAACGUUUGCUGAAGAUGACCGUAGAGGAGAGACGCAAAGAAUACCUAAGGGACUAUGUUCCCUUGAACACCAUCCCAUCAUGGAAAGAGGAGAUGAAGGGCAAGAGUCAAAAUGAUGAAGAAAAUACUCAGGAAACAUCACAGGUGAAGAAAAGUUUGAGUGAAGAAGUUUCUCUCUAUAGAGGUGACAUCACAUUGCUAGAGGUAGAUGCUAUAGUCAAUGCUGUUAACGUGCUAACUCUACAUGGUAUCCAUGCUAAGUUGAAACUAGGGUACUGGACCACUGGAAAAGUGACAUUGUUGGCAGAAAGUUCUUCAGAACGAACUUUAACAGCUGUAUUAUAG